Acyrthosiphon pisum (pea aphid) is the source of this 1254-nucleotide messenger RNA. Its product is annotated as zinc finger BED domain-containing protein 4-like. The transcript is spliced from 4 exons. The record is from RefSeq and is a predicted model, not a curated record. The coding region runs from base 1 to 1254 and encodes 417 amino acids. Gene Ontology annotation, molecular function: protein dimerization activity. NCBI's taxonomy places the organism in Eukaryota, Metazoa, Arthropoda, Insecta, Hemiptera, Aphididae.
AUGCAAAUGAAAAGCUUCCUUAGUAUUACAUUACAUACAAUUGUAGAAGCUCAUCUGGAAUCAAAGACAAUUGGCACUGUGGAAUUAUUCCAAAGUCACACAGCCGAAUACAUUGGGAAAACAUUGGUGGAAACUUUGUCAAACUGGAGUGUGCAAAAAGAAAAUGUUGUUGCAGUUGUGACAGAUAGUGGUGCUAAUUUUAAAAAAGCAAUAAUAAAUGAAUUUACUGCUAACAAACAUAUUCCUUGUGUGGCCCAUACUAUAAACCUAGUGGUAGAAAAAGCAAUUGAAAAAACGCAGGAAAUAAAUGUCCAAACAAAAGUUAAAAGUGGAGGUGUCCCAGCAAUUAUGUCCAAAAUACGAGAAAUAGUAAAGUUUGUAAAAAGAAGUUCCAAGGCAAGUGAUUCCUUAAGAAAAUGUCAAAAAUUACAAGGUACGAUUGAAGGUAAAUACUUAAAACCAAUUUUGGAUGUUAGGACGAGAUGGAACAGUUCAUUUUAUAUGAUUGAAAGGUUUUCAACAUUGGCUAUUUAUUUAUCUCAAGUGCUUCUUGAGUUUAAUGGUACUGAUAUACCAGAGAUGGUAUCUGUCUCUGAGUUAAACUGUUUAAAAGAAAUGUGUGCUUUAUUACAAUCUUUUGAACAGUUAACCAGAGAACUUUCGACAGAAAAAACAGUAAUGUCCAGCAAAGUCAUUCCAUUAAUAGUAUGUACAAAAAAUGAAUUAAUAAAGCAAGACCCUACCAUCACCAUAACAAUACAACUAAAAAUAAAGCUGAUCGAAGAACUGGAUUUCAGGUGUGGAGCUUAUGAGCAAGGUCCAGUACUUCCGAUUUGUACGAUAUUAGACCCGCGUUUUAAGGAUAUGCAUUUCAGGAAUCCUUUAAUAAAUGCUAGAGUUCAAGAAAACAUAUUAAAAAUGAUGGAUAACGAUUAUAAUGAAACUAAUCCCACAGUACCAGAGGAAACAAUGAACCCUCCAAGCGAGUUAAAUCAAUACCUGCACAGAAAUGUCAUCAAAUUAAAUGAAGAUCCUUUGGUUGAAUGGAAAAACACAGAGGUAAUAUAUCCUAAGCUGUACAACUUGGCAAUGAAAUAUUUACUGAUUCCGGCAACAUCUGUACCAUCCGAGCGUUUGUUCAGUAAAGCUGGAGAAACUGUCAGUAAAACCAGAAACCGAUUGACGGGCAAAAAUUUGUCAAAGCUUCUCUUCUUGCAGUCUACCGAUAAAAAUCAAUUGGCUCAUAUUUUGUAA